AUGAAUCAAAACUACGCACAGCUUUCUAUUCCUGAACUGAAGGAGGCAAGGGCUUCAAAAUUAAACAAAAUGAACAACUUUCGAAGCUCUCCUAUUGCUGAAAUAAUCAAUAAAAUACCGCUUGAUUACGGGAAAAUACAUAAUACAACAUUUCCUGAGUGCAAUCCAGUACUAAGAAGACGACAACAUGAACAAUGGCCUGUGCACGAAAAUCCAAUGCGGAUCGCUGAUAGUAUGUCUCCACAGAUAUCUUCCAUUAAUUGUUUGCCCAAUUUGUAUCCGUACGGUUCACUUUCAUUACCGAAUCCUUAUUUAUCAUAUAUAAAUCAUGUUGAAAAAGCUAACCAUCAGGACGUGAAAUUUAAAAACUGGAGUAUUCUACAUAAUCACAAUAAUGGAUUAGACAUUCCAACCCAUUUCAAUCCACGGACAACUCAAAAUAUGCCGUGUUCCGAAAAGGUGGAAACUUGGCUCGAGAGAUUGCCGAUCUUUGUGGGCUUUGACGGAUACUUAUUUACAAACUGCUUUGAUUAUGAGUAUAUGCUGGAUUGGGAAGAAACUGAGUUCACCUUCGAAAAAACAACAUGCAUGGAGACUGAUUAUUCUAGAGCUUUAACUGAUACUGAUAUUAUACACAUUCAAGAGAAAAAAAUUGAAACCUUGAUAAGAAACCAGUAUUUAAAGGAGUAUGAAUUUUCACAAAAAGAUUUCGAAUUUUGA
Saccharomyces kudriavzevii IFO 1802 is the source of this 720-nucleotide messenger RNA. RefSeq names its product Pfs1p (gene PFS1). Lineage: Eukaryota; Fungi; Ascomycota; Saccharomycetes; Saccharomycetales; Saccharomycetaceae. The transcript has a single exon. The coding region runs from base 1 to 720 and encodes 239 amino acids. The record is from RefSeq and is a predicted model, not a curated record.